Messenger RNA from Epinephelus fuscoguttatus (brown-marbled grouper), 3733 nucleotides. Its product is annotated as butyrophilin-like protein 1. Lineage: Eukaryota; Metazoa; Chordata; Actinopteri; Perciformes; Serranidae. The coding region runs from base 63 to 1085 and encodes 340 amino acids. The record is from RefSeq and is a predicted model, not a curated record. The transcript is spliced from 6 exons.
GUUAGCUAAGUUAGCUCCUCACAGUUCGCUCCACCCUUUUCUCUUUCAGUUUGUUAGGAAACAUGUCAGGUCUUCGUGUCAAAGCUCUGGAGCUCCCAUUCUUGAGUCUCUGUCUGCUGGCUGUGGCUGGAAUAAUACCUGCACACGGGUCAGGUGACGUCACAGUGGUCGUCAAAGAAGGGAGUGAUGCUGUGUUACCCUGUUCCCUCAGCACCAAGGAGAGCAUUUCAGCAAAGCUCUUUGACUGGAGGAAAGCUGCUCAGAUAGAUGGUCAUCGGAAGGAGGUGUUCAUGUAUGAUGCAGGAAGCCAUUACAACAACAGGCGUCCAGGUCAGAGUGAGGAGUUCAAAGGUCGAGUCUUUCAUUUUAAAGAAGAACUGAAACACGGCAACGCCUCCAUCAUCAUCAGAAGUACGAAGGUGACUGACAGUGGAGACUACACCUGUGAUUUUCCACGUCUUCAGCCACGUCAAACAUUCCACAUUAAGCUUGUUGUUGAAACCAUCAUGAAAGACCGAUCAGGAGAAAACCCAGCUGCAACUCCAAAGCCGUCUAUCAGGACGCUGAAUGCCACAGUGGGGGUGCUGCUGCAGUGUGAGGUUCGAGGUGCCUCUCCAGAGCCACAUCUUCAGUGGCAGGACAGUGCUGGAAACAAACUUCCUGCUGAGGAGCCGCAGGUCUCAGAGAGAGAAGGCCGCUACUACAUCACCCUCAACGCCAAUGUGACCAAGAGUGACCUCUACCGCUGUGUGGUGACACAGGAGGAAAUCAGUCAUCAGACUCAUGAGGAGACAUUUGUGCCUUUCUCUGAGAAAGUGUGUGAGGACUCAUCCUGCAAAGUGGCUGUUGGAUGGUUGUUUGGUGGUUUGGUUUUGGGAGCUUUCAUUGUUGUUGUAGCUCUAGCUCUGCUUGUAGCUUUGAAUCGCAUCAAAAUACUCCACAAUAGAGGCUCCCCUCUGCAGGAAGAUGGUUCCUGCAACACAGGAAACAGCUCGUGCCUCAUGGGAAAUGGUUCCGGGAAUGGCACCCAGGAGACAUCCUCUAAAGAUCCUUCAGCGCAGCCACUCAACUCACGAGAUGUUUAGGGGUGCGAGUGUGUCAGUAUUGGCAAAAUACGUGUUAUACAAGGUGGAUCGGCGUUACAAUCUACAUUUUCCCAAAGGGCCAAAGACUCUCAGCCACUCUGACAGAUCAAGUUUUAAUAGGGCUGAAACGAUUCCUUGAGUGACUCGAAUAAUUUUCUUACUAAGAAGCCUCUGUUACACAACCUGCUUUCGUUACUCACGCUGUAGAACUAGAAACUAAUCGUCAAAAAUCUACCUGCCGUUCUUUAUAAUGAAGAUUCAAAUAGAGUUUUUCCUGGGAAAAAGAGUUUGGAACUUUUAUGGACGCUACCGUACUACUCUGUCAAUCAAUUAACUUUCCUACUGAAAACCUGUUUGACUCAAGUAGUGACGUCACCACCACGCUACUGAGAAUGCUGUUAAAUUAGUAACAUCACCACUUGUAGUGACGCUACUGCCCAACACUGAUUAUUUUUGACAGCUUGAGAAAUAGCAGCACAGUGUGAGUGCGUGUGAAAUCAGUCAUUUGCAUGACCCUUAUUGCAUGCGAGUUGACACUUCCGACUUUCAAAGAAGGAAACGAAUUUGUUGCUCAUUUCCCUCAUUUCGGUGACUUUUAUAUGUUACUAGCGUCCUUAGAUAAAGCUUAAGUAAUUUAAUGAACACAAGCAGUAUUUCUAAUGCGAUUACUCGAUUAAUCACAAUAAUAAUUGAUAGAAUACUCAGAUUACUAAAAGAAUUGAUAGCUGCAGCCCUAAAGUUUAACAAAGGUUCUGUCUUACAACAGGAAUUUUUCUGUUACUCAGGUGGCUGCAACUCAACACAGUCAACACAUUUCUGAAUGCUCAGUGUUGCUUUUGUUGUUUUUUUUGUUUGACGUCAUUAUGUUAUCGUCCUCUCCAUCUCAUGCAUGUAUCUCAUUGUAUUUUCUCUCUGUCCCACUCGUGUCUGAAAAGUGGAGAUGUAACUCUCCACUGGACUGUUGUUAAGGACAAUAUAGCAGCUAAAUGUAUGAGAUGAAACUACAUAGAAACUCAACAAAGUGAAUGAAAUGAAAUCAAUAAGACAAUGAUAACUUAAGAGACCUGCGGUACGUUUUUUAAAUAGCCAUGCUGAUCAUGUCAGAUCCAAAUGUUUAAUUCCAAAAACUCUGAGGCUCAAACCAAAGAGGACAGAAAUGUAAACAAUCAGGUGACAGACUAGCAGAUCCGUCUCUUAACCACGCAGUGCCUUUAAACAAAAGCAAAAAUGUGCAGCUUGUGAAAUAAGGCAAUAAGUGUUUGAUGCUGUUUUUUUUAUUGUCCUUUUAAAAUGGUUAAAAGUUGAGCAGGAGCGGUGUUGAUGCGCUGACAGGUGACUGACUUCAGUCUGAGGAUUGAAUGUAGAGGAUUGUUACAGACCUGAUAGGAAGAGAUGGAGACCAACUGUGUCUUUAGACUUGAGAUUGUUAUGAACAUGAAUGUAGCAAAGACUAACUGACAGAGGUGGGGGACUUGAAACUUGCUUGACUCACACUGAUGAAAGACUCGACUUGAUAUUCAUGACAUGGAUUAGAUGAUUAUCAAAAUAGUAGCAAAUUUAUUUUUUGUUAAUUGACUCAUAGUUCCAGCUGUGCUUGAACAUUUUCAUAUGUUUCGAGUGCAAAACCUUAAUUUGUAAAGUAACUAGUAACUAAAGCUGUCAGAUAAAUGUAGUGGAGUAGAGGUCAGACUUGUAAUAACAGUACCUGAGUAAAUGUGUUCUGUCACAAUCCACCACUGGGUAAAGUUUAAGUUACAUUAUCUUUAUGAGUUUGUGAGUAUGACUUGACUUGUGACUUGCUUGACCUGAGCAAUCAAUGACUUGACUCGACUUGCUUGAUUUUCACCACAGUGACUUGGGUCUUGCUCAAGACUAGAAGGUUAUGACUUGAGACUUGCACAUGUGUGCCUCACUCCCACCUCUGUUAACUGAAGGAACAAAGACUGUGCCUGCCUUGUGAACUGGAUUCUAAAGAGAAAGUGUUUAAAAAACAUCUCACUAGUUUUAUACCUUAAAAAGGUCAAAGCUCAGUUCGAUGUGACCGAUCUUAAGCUUGUUUUAAAUAUUCUGUCUUUGAGAGCAUUUAUUUUAAAUUAUUUUUACAUAUAAUGUACUGUAUGAGAGGGUUUUUUUUAUUAUUACUGCUUUAUUAUUACUUGUGUAUCACUGCAGUCUGACAGGUCCAAGAUGAUUUCUGUAAUCUUAUAAAUGCUGACAGUACAACAGUGCACACUGAAGAGGAGCUUGUUUGGAUUGUAUUUUUAUAAAUAUUUUUAAGGGCCAAGUCAAAGUUUGCCAGUUACAGUAUGAAAAAGCAUUUUGUUCUAUUCGUGCCAUAUUAAAGAAAUUGUAUGCUUUUAAAUUGAAAAAUUAUGUUUUACAUGUGUCAAAUCGGCAAUUAAUUUUAAUCAUUAUUAUGCUUUCUUUCCUCUUAAAACAUUUGCUGACCUUUUCUUUGAUUCAUCAUUGCAAAAUCUGUAAUUACAUUUUAUUCAUGUCUUUUUUUUUGCUGUAAAAAAAACCCAAACCGCACUUCAGUAAUGCACUGCUGUUUUGUUUCUGUUGUUUGUUUUUUUUCAGUGCAGAAUUAAAGGCACUACAACUCUUUCAUAGUGAAUACCUGCGCUGUUGAAUGUAAAUAAAUAAAU